Papaver somniferum (opium poppy) is the source of this 898-nucleotide messenger RNA. RefSeq names its product dihydroneopterin aldolase 2-like. Gene Ontology annotation, molecular function: dihydroneopterin aldolase activity. Gene Ontology annotation, biological process: folic acid-containing compound metabolic process. The transcript is spliced from 3 exons. Gene Ontology annotation, cellular component: cytoplasm. NCBI's taxonomy places the organism in Eukaryota, Viridiplantae, Streptophyta, Magnoliopsida, Ranunculales, Papaveraceae. Bases 291 to 788 code for a protein of 165 amino acids. The record is from RefSeq and is a predicted model, not a curated record.
AACAGAGAUUUUAUUACUGGAGUAGCAUACAUAUAACUUAAUUAGAGCCGGUUUAUGGCGGUCAUUCUAGAGUUUUUCAACAUACUACUGUACUAGCACCCACAUCAUAACGUAAGACUGACUGUUAAAGAAGGAAAGUUGGGCAGGUACCAUAUCCAACCGAAAGUCUACCUUAUAGAAAUGAAAUCACUGUAGUAGUAAUUCCGAACACCAUAAAAUCAUCAUCCCCGAUCAUAUUUGGGAUUUCUUCUCUUUGGUAAUCCAACUUUCCUCAUUUCCAUAAAAACAGAAUGAUAAGAUUAAUGGUGUUUUGUUUGAUAAUCUUCGUCCCCCUCAUAUUCGGUAUCUUACAGCAAAAGAUGGAAGCAGAUUGUAUGAUCUCUAAAGGUGACAAACUUAUACUAAGAGGCUUGGUGUUUCAUGGAUAUCAUGGCGUUUUACCAGAAGAGAGAACUCUGGGUCAGAAGUUUGUGAUUGAUAUGGAUGCAUGGGUUGAUCUUCGUGAACCUGGUAAAUCGGAUAACAUAAAUGACAGUGUAAGCUAUGUGGAUUCUUACAACAUUGUGAAAGAUGUAGUGGAAGGACCUGGUUAUAAUCUCUUGGAGACGGUGGCUCACCUCAUCGCCAAAAAAACACUUGAAAGGUUUCCUCAAAUAUCAACUGUUCGCGUGAAGCUUGGGAAGCCUCAUGUUUCCAUUCAAGGUCCCGUUGAUUAUUUAGGGAUCGAGAUUGUUAGGUCGAGAGAUUUGUUGUCUUAUACUGAGCCUUGUACUCAGAAUGGUCUUUGAACUGAUUUGAUAUCCUCUUUGUUGUCCUGCCAGUUUUGGUUAUCUUUUAACUGGUUUCAUUUUAUAUAUCUGCGUAAUAAUAAUGUACAUUUAUGUACAAAUUCAGUCGA